Drosophila pseudoobscura is the source of this 3038-nucleotide messenger RNA. RefSeq names its product Mucin 91C (gene Muc91C). The record is from RefSeq and is a predicted model, not a curated record. The coding region runs from base 164 to 2794 and encodes 876 amino acids. The transcript is spliced from 3 exons. Gene Ontology annotation, biological process: positive regulation of transcription by RNA polymerase II. Gene Ontology annotation, cellular component: RNA polymerase II transcription regulator complex. NCBI's taxonomy places the organism in Eukaryota, Metazoa, Arthropoda, Insecta, Diptera, Drosophilidae. Gene Ontology annotation, molecular function: transcription coactivator activity.
CAGCAGUAUAGUUCGCAUUUGUCCAUCGGUGGAGCAUCACAACUCCAAGUUCAGUUCAGUUUCCGCACCCCCAUAUCACAGAAGCUGCUGGUGCUCACAGAACGCUUGAAUAAUUCGCAUUUGAAACGCGUCCACAACAGCAGCAGAAGAAGCAGCAUUAGCCAUGCGAUUGCUAUUUGGUGUCAUCGCCGUCGUCGUCGUCGCCCUGUUGCACGAUGCAGCAGCCGCGAAACGUGAGGCGCCGCUGAACAACGGCUACCUGCCACCGUCGUCGUCCUCGCCCCAGAGGCCGUCCUCCAAGUACGGAGCACCGCCGCCCAGCUCCUAUCUGCCCCCAGCCUCUGGCCCAGCACCCUCCUUCAAUGCUGGCCCAUCCAGCAGCUAUGGCGCUCCCCCUCAAAGUAGUUCGUCGGGUGGUCCAUAUCCGGCAUCGGCCCCCCGCCCCUCUAGCUCCUAUGGAGCCCCACCGCAGCGACCAUCCUCCAGCUACGGGGCACCGCCCAGUCGUCCCAGCCAAUCGUAUGGACCUCCACCACAGGCCAAGAAGCAUCACCAUCGUCGUCCGUCUUCCAGCUACGGGGCUCCUCGACCAGCACCCCCCUCUUCUUCCUAUGGAGCGCCUGCACCACCCUCAAAAUCUUAUGGCGCACCCGCGCAGCCAUCAUCAUCUUAUGGAGCUCCUGCACCCCCUUCCAAGUCUUAUGGCGCACCCCCGCAGCCAUCUUCGUCUUAUGGAGCUCCUGCGCCACCAUCAUCGUCCUAUGGUGCUCCCGCUCCUCCAUCCUCAAAGUAUGGACCUCCCAAGUCUGCGCCGUCAUCCAGCUACGGAGCCCCGAGACCAGCACCACCUUCCUCUUCUUACGGAGCACCUGCACCACCAUCCAAAUCGUAUGGUGCCCCCCAGCAGCCAUCAUCAUCUUACGGAGCUCCUGCACCACCAUCCAAAUCGUAUGGUGCCCCCCAGCAGCCAUCAUCAUCUUAUGGAGCACCUGCACCACCCUCAUCGUCCUACGGCGCACCCGCGCAGCCUUCCUCUUCCUACGGGCCACCCAAGUCCGCACCCGCACCCGCACCACCAUCCUCCAGCUAUGGAGCACCUUCCCAAGGUCCCACGAACUCGUACCUGCCUCCCGUCUCGCGGCCCUCGAAGCCCUCCUCGGACUACAAUGCGCCCAGUGUGAGCAGCUUUGUUCCACUUGCAUCGGCGCCCUCGACCAACUAUGGUGCUCCAUCGAAGACCCAGUCGCUAGGAACCAGUGGAUACACCUCGGGGCCGGCCGCAUCCUACGAGGCGCCGGCGGCACCUCCCUCCUCGUCGUACGGUGCUCCAUCGGUCUCCUCAUCGUUCCAGCCAAUCUCAGUGCCCUCCUCCAGCUAUGGAGCUCCCAGCGCCGGAUCCAGUUCUAGCAGCUUUUCCUCGGCUCCUUCUUCGUCCUACGGUGCCCCAAGUAAGGGUUCCUUCCCAUCGGCGCCCUCCAGCUCUUACUCUGCCCCAAGCCCUAGCGCCAACAGUGGAGGAUCGUACCCUUCCGCUCCCUCAUCAUCGUACUCCGCCCCAAGUCCUAGUGCCAACAGCGGAGGAUCUUACCCAGCGGCUCCCUCGUCAUCGUACUCCGCGCCAAGUCCUAGUGCCAACAGCGGAGGAUCAUACCCAGCGGCUCCCUCGUCAUCGUACUCCGCGCCAAGUCCUAGUGCCAACAGUGGAGGAUCAUACCCAGCGGCUCCCUCGUCAUCGUACUCCGCGCCAAGUCCUAGUGCCAACAGCGGAGGAUCUUACCCAGCUGCUCCUUCGUCCUCGUACUCUGCACCUAGUCCUGGUGCCAAUAGUGGUGGACCGUAUCCAUCGGCACCAUCCAGCUCGUACGGUGCUCCCAGCGCCAGCUCGAAUAGUGGCGGACCCUAUCCGGCUGGCCCAUCCUCUUCGUACUCCGCACCCAGCAGCAGCUCGAACAGUGGUGGACCCUACCCAGCGGCUCCCUCAUCAUCGUACUCCGCACCAAGUCCCAGUGCCAACAGUGGAGGAUCGUAUCCUUCCGCUCCCUCGUCCUCGUACUCCGCUCCAAGCCCUAGCGCCAACAGUGGAGGAUCGUAUCCUUCCGCUCCCUCGUCGUCGUACUCCGCACCCAGUCCUAGUGCCAACAGCGGAGGAUCGUAUCCCUCCGCACCAUCCAGCUCGUACGGUGCUCCCAGCGCUAGCUCGAAUAGUGGAGGACCCUAUCCGGCGGCCCCAUCUUCUUCGUACUCCGCACCCAGCAGCAGCUCGAACAGUGGUGGCCCUUACCCUGCUGCCCCAUCCAACUCGUACUCGGCGCCAGCUGCUCCUCCCUCGUCUUCUUAUGGUGCCCCAGCCACAGGACCCUCAUCUUCGUACAGUGCUCCCUCCUCGUCAUACGGUGCUCCCUCGUCGGGAUCUAGCUCUGGAAGCUUCCGCUCUGGAUCUGGCUCUUCUUUUUCGACAGCUCCUUCAUUCGGCUCGUCUUCGUCCGGCUCGGGAAGCGGUGGCUAUCCCUCGGCUCCGUCCUCCUCCUAUAGCGCUCCAUCCAGCUCGUAUGGAGCUCCUGCUACUGGUGGCGACUCAGCUCUGAGCUUUCCCAGCGGUCCCUCGUCCAGCUACAGCUCUGCACCUGCCAGCGGAUCGUCCAGCUCUGGUUCGUACCCCAGUGCACCGUCGUCCUCGUACGGGGCACCCGCACAGGACUCCGGCUACAACUACUCCGGUCCCAGCCAAGUGCCCGAGACCAUCCAGCAGGGCUACAGCUCCGACGGCGGCUACACCUACCGCAAGAAGAAGUGAGCGGUGGUGAAGCCCUGCAUCGCAGCCGCCAAGUGCCUUCGAAUACUCGAAUCGAACCCAUCAUCAACCCGUCAUCGCUUUCAUCUCCAAUGCGUCGCCAUUUGUUUCUUACCUGUAAAUUAUUCCCCGAAUGACGCCCAAUCCGUCCGUCCAUUCUUCUUGUCUCCCAUUGAACUCUAGCCGUAAUUCACUGUAUCAUUAGAUAUAUGUAACAAAAUGUUUGUUGAAUAAACACGUUGAAGAU